Herpailurus yagouaroundi (jaguarundi) is the source of this 3527-nucleotide messenger RNA. RefSeq names its product advillin (gene AVIL). Bases 757 to 3207 code for a protein of 816 amino acids. Gene Ontology annotation, biological process: barbed-end actin filament capping; cytoskeleton organization; actin polymerization or depolymerization. The record is from RefSeq and is a predicted model, not a curated record. Gene Ontology annotation, cellular component: cytoplasm; actin cytoskeleton. The transcript is spliced from 20 exons. Lineage: Eukaryota; Metazoa; Chordata; Mammalia; Carnivora; Felidae. Gene Ontology annotation, molecular function: actin filament binding; phosphatidylinositol-4,5-bisphosphate binding.
CCUAUCGACUUCUGAGGGCGAACUGGAAGCCCCGAGGGACUGGGAGUCAUCACUCUCCCAUGUUCCUUACUGAUGCUCCCAAAGCGGGAUCCCUAGAACUUGGGAGUCCAGCAUGGUUCUUGGCACAUAAUAGGCACUCCAAUAAUGUUUGGACCCCAAAGGAGACCCUAAGAAGCAAAACAGGAUGACCUGAUCACCCCUCUCCUAGACUUCCCUCCCUCUGAGAAAUGCCCAGAAGCUUCUCGGGGAGGCAUUUGCUAGCCUGGACAUCACAGGCACUCAGGGGGCAGCUCUGGCCCCUGCCUUCUGUCAUCAGCAUAAUGCAUCCAUAUCUACAAUAUGGCGAAUUUCAUAUCCUCCCACCCUCUUCCCUGCAUUAUUGAUGGGUGAUGCACUUUAAAAAAAAAAAAUCAAUUAGAUCAGGGCGUGGAGCUGGAGUUAAAAGAGAAAAGAAGCCUUUAAAAGUCUGCACUUCUUUCUGCUGUUUUGAAUAGGAACAGAUAAAGCUUCCCCUCUGGUUUGAAUAAGUCAAGCCCAGGGCUAGGUUGGCGGUGAUUGGCCAGGACUGGGAAAAUGAGGUUAAGAUGCAAACACAAGCAAAUAUAAGGCAGUGGUCUGUGCAGCCAUUACUAGGCUAAGGCAGCGGAACCUGGCACCUUCUGCUUUGGGUUGGUUCUCCGGAACUGCUGCUACUUUCUCGCCAGAAAACCAGGAAGACCGGUGGGGGAGAAGGCAAGCCUUGCGAAGACCAGCACCAUGUCUCUGAGCGGCGCCUUCAGGGCCGUGGGCAACGAGCCUGGGAUCAUCACCUGGCGGAUCGAGAAACUGGAGCUGGCGCUGGUGCCCCUGAGUGCCCAUGGCAACUUCUAUGAGGGGGACUGCUACGUCAUCCUCUCGACACGAAGAGUGGGCAGCCUCCUCUCCCAGGACAUCCACUUCUGGAUCGGGAAGGACUCCUCCCAGGAUGAGCAGAGCUGCGCGGCCAUCUACACUACACAGCUGGACGACUACCUGGGAGGUAGCCCUGUGCAGCACCGAGAGGUCCAGUACCAUGAGUCUGACACCUUCCACGGCUACUUCAAGCAGGGCAUCGUCUACAAGAAGGGGGGUGUGGCCUCCGGGAUGAAGCAUGUGGAGACCAACACCUAUGACGUGAAACGGCUGCUACACGUGAAGGGGAAAAGAAACAUCAGGGCCACCGAGGUGGAAAUGAGCUGGGACAGUUUUAACCAAGGUGAUGUCUUCUUGCUGGACCUUGGGAAGGUCAUCAUCCAAUGGAAUGGCCCAGAGAGCAACAGCGGAGAGCGCCUGAAGGCUAUGCUUCUGGCAAAGGAUAUUCGGGACAGAGAGCGAGGGGGCCGUGCUGAAAUAGGUGUGAUCGAGGGAGACAAGGAGGCAGCGAGUCCGGAGCUGAUGAAGGUCCUUCAGGACACCCUCGGCCAACGCUCCAUUAUCAAGCCUGCAGUCCCCGAUGAGAUCAUAGAUCAGCAGCAGAAAUCAAACAUCAUGUUGUAUCAUGUCUCAGACUCAGCUGGGCAGCUGGCAGUCACAGAGGUAGCAACAAGACCACUGGUCCAGGAUUUACUGAACCAUGAUGACUGCUACAUCUUAGACCAAAGUGGGACCAAGAUCUACGUGUGGAAAGGAAGAGGGGCCACAAAGAUUGAGAAACAGACAGCCAUGUCUAAAGCCCUGAGCUUCAUCCAGAUGAAGGGCUACCCCAGCAGCACCAACAUAGAGACCGUCAACGACGGUGCCGAGUCGGCCAUGUUUAAGCAGUUGUUCCAGAAGUGGUCAGUGAAGGACCAGACCACCGGCCUGGGGAAAACAUUUGGCAUUGGCAAAAUCGCUAAAGUUUUCCAGGAGAAAUUUGAUGUGACCCUGCUGCACGCCAAGCCGGAGGUGGCUGCCCAGGAAAGAAUGGUCGAUGAUGGCAAUGGAAAAGUUGAGGUCUGGAGAAUUGAAAACCUGGAGCUGGUCCCUGUGGAGCAUCAGUGGUAUGGCUUCUUUUAUGGGGGAGACUGCUAUCUGGUCCUCUACACAUACGAGGUGAAUGGGAAGCCACAUUACAUCUUGUACAUCUGGCAGGGCCGCCGCGCCUCAAAGGAUGAGCUGGCAGCCUCGGCAUACCAGGCCGUGGAGGUGGAUCAGGAGUUUGCUGGGGCCCCUGUGCAGGUUCGAGUUACCAUGGGGAAGGAGCCACGCCACUUCAUGGCCAUCUUCGAAGGGAAGCUUGUUAUCUUUGAGGGUGGGACUUCCAGAAAGGGAAACGCUGAGCCCGACCCUCCAGUGAGGCUCUUCCGGAUUCAAGGAAACGACAAAUCCAACACCAAAGCGGUGGAGGUUCCAGCCUUGGCCUCCUCCCUAAACUCCAAUGAUGUCUUUCUGCUGCGGGCCCAAGCAGAACACUACCUGUGGUACGGCAAGGGGUCUAGUGGGGAUGAGCGGGCAAUGGCCAAGGAGCUGGCCGGCCUUCUCUGCGAGGGCACCGAGGACACUGUGGCCGAGGGCCAGGAGCCGGCUGAGUUCUGGGACCUGCUGGGAGGCAAGACUGCCUACGCCAAUGACAAAAGACUACAGCAGGAAAUCCUAGAUGCGCAGCCCCGUCUCUUUGAAUGUUCCAAUAAGACAGGGCGGUUCGUUGUCACUGAGAUCACAAACUUCACCCAGGAUGACCUGAACCCAGGUGAUGUGAUGCUCCUGGAUACCUGGGACCAGGUAUUCUUGUGGAUCGGGGCUGAGGCCAAUGCCACAGAGAGGGAGAGAGCCCUCACGACGGCCGCGGAGUACCUGCACACUCACCCCAGUGGCCGAGACGCUGACACACCGAUCCUGAUCAUUAAACAGGGGUUUGAGCCUCCCACCUUCACAGGAUGGUUCUUGGCCUGGGACUCGCAUAUGUGGAGUGCAGGGAAAUCGUAUGAACAGUUAAAAGAAGAGCUGGGAGACACUGCUGCUAUCACAAGAAUCACCGCGGACAUGAGGAAUGCAACCCUCUCCCUGAAUUCUGAGCCAAAAUAUUACCCUAUAGAAGUUCUGUUGAAAAAUCAAAAUCAGGAGCUGCCCGAGGAUGUGAACCCUGCCAAAAAGGAGAAUUACCUCUCUGAACAGGACUUUAUUUCUGUGUUUGGCAUCACAAGAGGGCAAUUUGCUGCUCUGCCUGGCUGGAAGCAGCUCCAAAUGAAGAAAGAAAAGGGGCUUUUCUAAGGCAAGAAGCUAUAUGCCUACUGCAAGACCACAGAAGAGAGCAGAGCGUGCCAAUAUCAGGAAAAGAAUUUACCUGCCAAUUUUUGCCUAAUAGCCAGCUCCUUAAGUCAGAUGCAAAUCACAGCAUGUUCUCCAUUUUUCUCAUCCCUGCAUUCCUUGUUAUAUACCUAAAAUGUUAAAUACUCAGUUUUCGAUUUUUGUGGCCUUCCGGCGUUCCAGCAGAAAGCACUAAACCUGCAUCAUGAAUCCACUGAAGUCAAAGUAAGAGGAAAAAAAAACAACGAAGUUUAAAGCGUUUAAUAAUGGGGCAAGGACACACA